UGCUUCACUUACCGCAGUCCAUUAAAGGCUAAAAAGCCGUUCUGCUCCCACUCUGGCGCAGGGGAAGGAGGUUUCCACUUUCCACUGUCACCAGCGGGACGGCCUUCCGCUUCCACUUCUCCCUGCUGAGUCUUCACAGUGUGAGGGACAGCCCCUGUCCUGGACCUUACUUCUACUCGCUUUUGCAGAAUUUCCGACGGAAAUCGCUGCCUUCCGGCAGUUACUUGGAGACUGUCUCCGGCUUCCCGGCCUCCCGUUUUCGGGUGCCAAUUGUCUUCUCCCUGCAUCUGGAUUGCAAUUUACAACUUAAAGCACCAGUGGACUUAAGAAUGGCUCAGCUGCGGAUGGUUCUCAAGGCAUUCUAGAUUCCUCCUUAAGAAAGCAGCAACCUAUUUCUAUUAUUCCCGUUCACAAUUUUAUAAAAAUUUCACAAUGAUGCAUGCGAAGUCAGACUCUGAUAUCACCAGUUUAGCUCCUUCUUCACCUUCAAGAUCUCCCAAAAGACCCGUUUACUAUGUUCAGAGUCCUUCAAGGGAUUCUCAUGAUGGCGACAAGUCUUCCUCUAUCCAUGCUACACCUGUCUACAACAGUCCAAUGGAAUCACCAUCACACCCUUCUUUUGGGCGACAUUCACGAACUUCUUCUGCAAGUAGAUUUUCUGGAACAUUUAGGUCAUCCUCAGGUCGUAAAGCCAACAGGAAAAGAAAUGACAAGGGAUGGCCAGAGUGUAAUGUGAUUGAGGAAGAAGGACCUUAUGACGAUAUUGAUGGUGAAGGGGGAUUAUCUAGGCGUUGUCAAUUUUUCAUGGCCUUUCUGGGGUUUGUUUUCCUUUUCAGUGUCUUCUCUCUCAUUAUAUGGGGUGCAAGCCGGCCUUACAAGGCAGAGAUCUCAGUAAAGAGCCUGACAAUUCAAGAUUUUCAUUGUGGUGAGGGAGCAGAUAACAGUGGUGUGGUAACCAAGAUGACAACUUUGAAUUCCUCUUUGAAAAUAAGCAUACGCAACCCUGCAACAUUGUUCGGUAUUCAUGUCAGCUCCACGCCCAUUAAUCUCAUCUACUCUGAGAUACCAAUAGCUUCAGGAGAGUUGAAGAAGUACUAUCAGCCAAGGAAGAGCAAGCGUACAGUGGAAAUCGUUCUGCAAGGAGAGAAGGUUCCCCUGUAUGGGGCUGGAGCAAGCUUGACGGUGUCUGGCAACGGCAUUCCAGACAGCAACCUUAAUGGUGGCAUCCCGUUGCAGCUGGAGUUUGGAAUAAGGUCGCGCGGGUAUGUAAUCGGAAAGCUGGUAAAGACAACACACAAGAAGCACGUUUCCUGUUCGCUCACCGUCAAAUCUCUCAAGCCUGUCACCUUGUCAGGGGAUGCCUGCACCUACAGUUAGAUCCUGCCCUUCUGGUUAAUUUUAUUUAUUAUUUUUUACUCGCUUUCUCUCUCUCGCUCUUGUCUGGUGCAAAAUAGAGAAUAAUUUGCAAGCAUGUAGGUGGAACCACCAAAAGAAGGAAGAAGACAGGGUUUUGUUUGUUGUUGUUUCUGCUACCGCGCCUGUUGUCUGUUGGAAGUUGAAGCCAUUGUUUUGUUUUAUGUGAAAUGCAAAUGUAAAAAUACGCGGCUUUUUUAGUAGUAAAGAAAUUUAUGAAA
This is a messenger RNA of Nymphaea colorata (pocket water lily), 1634 nucleotides long. RefSeq lists its product as uncharacterized. The record is from RefSeq and is a predicted model, not a curated record. NCBI's taxonomy places the organism in Eukaryota, Viridiplantae, Streptophyta, Magnoliopsida, Nymphaeales, Nymphaeaceae. The transcript is spliced from 4 exons. Bases 433 to 1377 code for a protein of 314 amino acids.